AUGCCUUCCCCCACGGAUAUCGCACACCAAUUUGACUCAAUUGAGGACACAAUUGCAGCAUUCAAGAAUGGCGAAUUCAUCAUUGUGCUCGAUUCGCAAGACCGCGAGAAUGAAGGCGACCUAAUUAUCGCCGCCGAGUCUAUCACAGCGGCCCAGAUGGCCUUCCUGGUGCGCUAUACGAGCGGUUUAAUAUGCGCCCCCAUCACCCCGGAACUCGCCACCCGCCUGGCCCUCCCCCAAAUGGUCAUCGAGAACGCGGAUCCCAAGUGCACCGCCUACACGAUCACAAUCGACUCUAGCGAUGACUCUGUCACAACAGGUAUCUCCGCCGAAGACCGCGCACUGACAUGCCGCACGCUCGCGUCGCCCACCGCUCAGAUCGACUCUUUCCGCCGGCCGGGCCAUAUCAUCCCGUUGCAGGCGCGGCCUGGCGGUGUGCGCGAGCGAACGGGCCACACCGAGGCCGCGGUGGAUUUCUGUAAGCUGGCUGGCAAGGCACCAGCUGGUGUCAUUGCCGAGCUUGUUGAGGAGGGUGAGACUGUUGAGGGUGUGCCCGAGGUUGGGGGUAAUAAUGGUAUGAUGCGCCGUGAUGGAUGUUUGCGGUUUGGAAAGAAGUGGGGUAUUAAGGUGUGUACUAUUGAGGAUUUGGUGGCGUACUUGGAGCGCACUGAGGGUACUGGGGCUGCUACGAAUGGAAAGCAUUGA
Messenger RNA from Penicillium paradoxum, 705 nucleotides. RefSeq names its product 3,4-dihydroxy-2-butanone-4-phosphate synthase RIB3. The record is from RefSeq and is a predicted model, not a curated record. Gene Ontology annotation, molecular function: 3,4-dihydroxy-2-butanone-4-phosphate synthase activity. The transcript has 3 exons. Gene Ontology annotation, biological process: riboflavin biosynthetic process; aerobic respiration. The coding region runs from base 1 to 705 and encodes 234 amino acids. NCBI's taxonomy places the organism in Eukaryota, Fungi, Ascomycota, Eurotiomycetes, Eurotiales, Aspergillaceae. Gene Ontology annotation, cellular component: cytosol; mitochondrial intermembrane space.